AUGGUUCUAGCCUGCAGCAACACCGUGGAAGAAUAUAUCAAGUUUAGUGGAGAAGCGGUUCGCCUUGCAUAUUGGAUUGGCUAUCGGGCUGCGGAGUUGAGCCAAGGCCUGUCGGGAAAGAGUGAUAAAGCCCAGCUUUGGGGCUUGUCGCUAUCCGGCAAAGACAGAGAGACAGUCGAAAGAAAUGUCCAGAGUUUCAACAGCAACGUUCCUGAAUCGUCUCACAUCCGGUUGGCGUCAAGAUUCGGCAAGACCGCGUUCAGCAUUGUUGGACCAGGGCACGCAUUAGAGGCAUUCCGGUCUCUGAAUGUUUCCGCAUCAUGCAAGGCGGAGGAAGUGCACGUCCACGCCUUGUACCAUGGAGGAGACAAGGGGCUGACGGCGCUCAGUAACGUGCUUGAAGAUGUCAGACGGAGGGAUAUUUCUUUUCCACCGUUGGCAGCAAUGAAUAGACCGAUCUGGUCUUGCGAGAAUGAAUCUUUGGUGGGCGCAUCAACCCUAGGAUCCACCUCGCCAUUGGAAUAUACCCUCCGCCUCAUCUUGGUUGACAAAUCCGACCUAUACAGUACCUGGCUCUCAGCUGUUGACACAGUUACCUCUUCUGGUAAAGACUGGGAGAUAAUCACCGUGGGACCGGGGUCCAAUGCCCUGCUCGCGUCGGUAUGCAGGGACGUAGUGCGGCCCGCAAACACAAUUUGGAUAGACGUCCCAGGAGGUCAAUCUCGAGGGGCUGCUGAGCUACGGCAGUCUGAUAGCUUUGCGAUUGUCGGGAUGUCGGUCAACUUUCCCUUGGGGGAGGGAAAAGAAGGGUUCUGGGAAAUGCUUGAGCAGGGCUUGAAUGCAGCCACGCAAAUCCCAGGCACCAGGUUUGAGGUAAAGGAUUAUCAUGGCGAAGGGACUAACUGCCUGCCACACCGGGAGAUGAAAGCAAGGCACGGCAACUUUCUCAGGGACCCAUUCCAGUUUGAUCACGAGUAUUUCGGCCUCUCACCUCGAGAGGCCAAGUCGAUGGACCCGCAGCAGAAGCUCCUUUUACAGGGCGCAGUGCACGCCAUGGAUGAUGCCGGAUAUGUACCAAACGGAGCACCUUCCUUCAACCCAGAGACCAUCGGAUGCUAUAUUGGGGUGGCCACGGACGACUAUGUGCAAAAUCUAGCCCGAGAUAUUGAUGUCUACUAUUCCACCGGUACAUUGCGUGCCUUCUUGAGCGGCAAGAUAUCGUACGCGUACGGGUGGAGCGGACCCUCCAUUGUGAUUGACACCGCAUGCUCGUCUUCGCUUGUAUCUGUGGUGAUGGCUUGCCGGGCGCUCGCCCAAGGCGAUUGCACAACGGCAUUAGCCGGCGGCGUAAAUGCCAUCACAAGCCCUGAUAUGUACCUUGGCCUUUCCAGAGCGCACUUCCUGAGCCCGACGGGGCAGUGUAAGCCCUUCGAUGCAUCGGCCGACGGAUAUUGCCGUGGAGAAGGGUGUGGGCUAUUCGUAAUCAAGAGGCUCUGUGACGCUCUCCGCGAAGAUGACCGAAUUUACGGCAUCAUAAAGGGUGCACACAUCAACCAGAGCGGCCAAUCUUCGUCCAUCACGCACCCUCAUGGGCCCGCUCAGAAGCAGCUCUUCGAGACUCUACUCUCCCGAGGGGGACUCGAUGCAAAGGCAAUCAAUGCUGGUGAUGCAGUCGAGACAUCCAGCAUUGAAUCCGUUUUUGGAGGAUGUCCCAGCCCAGUUUACCUGACAUCAGUGAAGGGCAACAUUGGCCACGCCGAGGCAGCGUCAGGAGCGGCCGGUCUAGCAAAAUUGGUGAUGAUGUUGAAAUACUCGAGAAUUCCACCUCAAGUCGGGCUCAACACAUUGAACCCAAAGUUGCAGGCUCUUACGGGUCGCAAUAUCCGAGUCCCUACGGCGGGCUGCGAGUGGAACCGUAUUGCGCCCAACAUGCCGCGGCGUGCAUUACUGAAUAAUUUUGGCGCCGCAGGUUCAAACGCUGCUUUGAUCCUUGAAGAAUACAUCUCGAAAAUAGGGCGUGAAGACCGCAAGGCGCCUCCAAGAGCGGCAUAUAACCUGAUUCUGUCCGCCAGGAAUGCCCGUUCGCUCGGGGAGCUGAUUGGAAAAUAUUCUCAGUUUCUCCAGGGAGGGGGCCUUUCCAUCGAGGACCUUUGCUACACGUCAACAGCUCGACGGCAGAAACACCGGCACGUCCUCUCGGUUGUUGGUGGAACUGUACCGGAGCUGGUGGACCAGCUUGAACGACACAGAUCAGUGGAAAGUCCCUUGAUCGACUACCGAAUCAAACACCCGAUUGUAUUCGUAUUCUCGGGACAAGGCAGCUUUUACUCGGCAAUGGGCCAGCAGCUCAUGUGUACGGCCCCUGUGUUCAGGGCCAAGGUCGAAGAAUGUGACGCCGUGUUGCGGCAAAACGGCUUUCUCGAUAUAACGCCAAGCAAGGUCCUGGAUGGAUCCGUCAGCCCUGCCACGGCGGUUGAUUCGGUCCUGUGGUCACAGGUAGCAUGUUUUGUGCUGGAGUACUCUCUUGCUUGCUUGUGGAUUUCAUGGAACAUCCAGCCAGAUGUUGUUAUGGGUCAUAGUCUUGGAGAAUACGCCGCCAUGGUGACAAGUGGAGCCUUGUCAUUACAGGAUGCUCUGUUGCUUGUCACGCGACGGGCACAAUUGAUGGCAUCGAUGUGUAAGAUCGGGGAGACGUCCAUGCUCGCGUGUAAUACCUCAGCAUUGUCAGCCAGUCAGUUAAUCACAGAGACGGGACUGUCUCGGCUCACAGUGGCUUGCGACAAUAGCGUCACAGAUUCGGUUGUCGCGGGACCAGUGGAUCAGCUGGACCAACUGGCUCAGCAUGCCAAAGAGAGAGGCAUUCGCUGCAAGAGACUUGACGUUCCUUUGGGCUUCCACUCGACGGCGUUGGACCCAAUAAUGCCAGAAUUCGAGGCUGAAUGUAAAGCCCUCACCUUUUUCAACCCGAAGAUUGCUUUAGGAUCUUGUUUACACGGGCGGCUUGUCGAAGAAGGCGACCUCGGCUCCAGCUAUCCUCUCCGACAAACGAGAGGAACAGUGCGAUUUACAGAGCUUGUUAGCUCGCUCUUCAACCGAGAAGGCUUCCAGAAUGCUACUUUUAUAGAAAUUGGUCCGAACCCGAUUACGUUGCCUAUGGUUCGAACCAAGUUCUCCGGACAGGACUCAAUUUUCCUGCCCUCCAUGGCAAAAGGCCAAGAUUCUUGGGUCACCAUCAGCCGUUCACUGCAGCAGCUGAGCCUACGGUACGAUUCGAUUCAAUGGCGUGCUGUAUUUGACGGCACCAAAGCGCGUGUCGUGGACCUCCCAGAGUACCCUUUCCAAAUGCAUUCUCUUUACGUCCCAUUCAAGGAAGCCAGCUUGGACGCCUCGGCCUCAGUGAAGACGGGUCAAGGCGCGAAACCCUCUAUGUUCCAUUUGUUGGAAGAUGUGGUGACGCAAGACGCUCGAAAAGGAUUAUCAACCUUCCGCUGCAGUUUAGAUGCUUUGUCCGUGUACAUUGAGGGGCAUUCUGUACAUGGCUUUCCGCUAUGUCCAGCUUCGGUAUACCAUGGAAUGGUCCUGGAGGCCAUGCAUUACCAGGCGACACCAGAUCAGGAUCAAGUGGCAGUGGUCACGGAUAUCAAUUUUGGUCACCCCCUUGUGUACUCACAGGAGAGGGCAGCCUCCACUGUGCUGCUGACGACGGAGAAGACAUCGAAGGGUAUUUCCGAGAGCAAUGAAGGACGAUUCACGGUUACUUCCGCCGACACCAGCCUAUGUUCCGGCCAAAUAGCAUGGAAGCCUGCUUCAGAUGUCCAGGCAUAUCUUGCGCGCAGGGGAGCGUACGCCAAACGGCAGAUGAAGCUUUUGCACCGGCACCAGAGCCAGAGGAAUCUCUUGCAUCGCAAUGUCAUCUACAACAUCAUCUUCCCUCGGGUAGUCGCAUACUCAGAAAUGUAUCAAGCCAUCAAGGAACUGAACGUCUCGGAGACUGACCUGGAUGGUUACGGCACUUUUGAGGUCCCAGAGAGCACCUUCACCGGGAGGACUGGAUCUCCAGUCUUUAUGGACACCUUGUUGCACGCGGCUGGAUUUGUCGCAAACAGCCAAGCCAAACUGACCGACGCUUUCAUUUGCAGCAAGGUCGAGUCUACGGUGGUGCUGGACACGGCCAUUAACCCGAAAGACACUUUUCUCAUCUAUUGCAGUCUGUUGGAAUGCGGCGACGGGGAGCGUAUCGGCGAAGCAUUUGCCAUGACGCUGGACGGGACAGCAGUUGCUAGCAUCGAGGGCAUGCAUUUCAAGCGCCUGAAUCUCAGAUCGUUCGCCAGUCAUCUGUCGCGCCAGACUGGCCAGAAGUCCACCAGCGGAGCCCCGCAGCCAGUCGCACCGCGCCUGCAGGCACAGAUGAAGGACACGAAUCCGCCAGUAUCCAGCGUAUCGGAUCCAAUGGAUACGGUAGCCAGCGUGAUUGCUGAGCUCUGUGAACAACCGAGGGCGGCGGUUACUCCUGGCAAGCGGCUGGCGGACUUGGGCAUUGACUCUCUCAUGCAAAUAGAGCUCUCCCAGUCACUGAAACGACAGUUCCCCUACCUGAAUACGAACGGUCUACUGGAGUCAGACACAGUCCGGGAUAUCCAAAACUACGUGAUGAGCGUUCGGGGUGACAUGUCUGGGCCGCUAUCAAGCAAAAGCAAUUCCGACAGCGUUGACGACGGUUCAACCGGGUCAGGCAAGCUCACUCCCUAUACGGAAGUGACGCCGACCCCGCACGAAGUAACCGGUCUCCUCCUGCAGCUGGUAGCGAAAACAUGCGGCUUCCAGCCCUCAGAAGUCCAUCAAGACAUGGCCCUUGGGUCGCUUGGGAUGGACUCUCUUAUGACCAUUGAAUUCCAGGAAGGCAUGCAGAGUGAAUUCGGCUACACACUGGCGUCGGACGUACUGUCUCCUGCUCUGACAAUUCGAGAGUUGGCUAGAAAGCUCACGGAGGACAACAAUUCGUCUAGCGACCAAGGCUUGGUGAGUGUAAUAGAGAGGGCCACAAGCGAGACUCUCGUGCGUGGCUCAACGGAGGAGCAGUUUAUCGUCCAGCUGCAACGAGGCCAGGAUCACACCCCACCUCUUAUUCUGUUCCAUGACGGCAGUGGACUCAUCAAGCAGUAUGAGGGUCUUGCCGAUAUAGGGUGUAACGUGUUCGGCAUUCGCAAUCCUGACUUGACCGUUGGGCCACACUGGGCCAGAGAUUUGGACGAUAUGGCCCGUCGGUACGCCGCUUCAAUUCCGGCAGUGGUCAAGGCGAGGCAGGUGGUCCUCGGCGGUAAGUUCCAUUGCUAG
Molecule: messenger RNA, 5334 nt
Organism: Aspergillus terreus NIH2624
Lineage: Eukaryota; Fungi; Ascomycota; Eurotiomycetes; Eurotiales; Aspergillaceae
Exons: 6
Coding region: 1-5334 (1777 amino acids)
Biological process (GO): secondary metabolite biosynthetic process; fatty acid biosynthetic process
Molecular function (GO): 3-oxoacyl-[acyl-carrier-protein] synthase activity; phosphopantetheine binding; fatty acid synthase activity
Source: RefSeq, a predicted model, not a curated record